Molecule: messenger RNA, 980 nt
Organism: Amyelois transitella
Lineage: Eukaryota; Metazoa; Arthropoda; Insecta; Lepidoptera; Pyralidae
Gene: ND-30
Product: NADH dehydrogenase [ubiquinone] iron-sulfur protein 3, mitochondrial
Exons: 1
Coding region: 124-921 (265 amino acids)
Molecular function (GO): NADH dehydrogenase (ubiquinone) activity
Source: RefSeq, a predicted model, not a curated record
UGUUAUGAAGUAGUGGCAUGUCAAACCAGUGUCAACUGUCAAACCCGACCCGAAUUGAUUUGUUUUCGAAAAAUUAAAGUUUCUUAUUUCUUACGUAAGGAUAAAGUCUUUUAAAUAAAAAUAAUGUCCUUCUUCCUAAAGCGCACUGCCGGAAUGGCGGGCAAUAUGAGCAGACUUAUUUUGAAUAAUAUGAGGCCCGCAGCAGUACAGCAAUUUGCAACGAAAACUGAUCAAACAGCAGCAUCAGUGGAGACACGACCAACCUUUGCUAAAUUAGAUCCCAUGCAGAAAGCUCAGCUCAUCGAUUUCGGUAAAUACGUCGCAGAUUGUUUACCCAAAUACGUCCAAAAGGUGCAGCUAACCUCGGGCAACGAACUCGAGGUUCUGAUCCCACCUGAAGGUGUCAUCCCCGUGUUGUCGUUCUUGAAGGACCACCACAGCGCGCAAUUCGUUAAUCUCAUUGAUAUCGCUGGCAUGGACGUACCCACGCGCCCGUUCAGAUUCGAGAUCAUCUAUAACCUGCUUUCAUUGCGCUACAACGCCAGGAUCCGAGUCAAGACCUACACAGACGAGCUAUCACCAGUAGACUCCGCGAAUGACGUAUUUAAAGCUGCUAAUUGGUACGAAAGAGAGAUUUGGGACAUGUAUGGAGUGUUCUUCGCCAACCACCCAGAUUUGAGGAGAAUUUUAACUGACUAUGGUUUUGAAGGCCACCCAUUCAGAAAAGACUUCCCAUUGAGUGGUUAUGUUGAGGUUCGUUAUGAUGAUGAGCAGAAGAGAGUAGUGGUGGAACCCCUGGAGUUGGCCCAGGAAUUCAGGCGUUUUGAGCUGAGUGCGCCAUGGGAACAGUUCCCCAACUUCCGAGGCAAUCCAGCCGAAGAGGUUGUCAAUCCUGGAGAAGACAAACCCAAGAAAGAGUAGAUCACUACUCUAAGUGUAGUUGUUAUGUACAUAAAUAAAUUAAAUUAUAUUGAUAUCAA